Molecule: messenger RNA, 922 nt
Organism: Heteronotia binoei (common prickly gecko)
Lineage: Eukaryota; Metazoa; Chordata; Lepidosauria; Squamata; Gekkonidae
Gene: AP4S1
Product: adaptor related protein complex 4 subunit sigma 1
Exons: 6
Coding region: 196-630 (144 amino acids)
Biological process (GO): vesicle-mediated transport; protein transport
Cellular component (GO): intracellular membrane-bounded organelle
Source: RefSeq, a predicted model, not a curated record
ACAGGCCCAAACCAGGCGGGCGCCAUGCUAGAAACCAAAAUGGCUGCCCCAGGGAAAGCAGCCCAACCCCGGGAGCCGCGAGGGGGCUGUGCCGAGUGACGCCCGCCACGCCACGCCUCGCCGAGACCCGCCACACACAGAUACACAGUUUGAUCAUCUAACCUCAGAAAAGGUAUUUACUGCAAUCCAAGAAAGAUGAUCAAGUUUUUUCUUAUGGUGAACAAACAAGGCCAAACAAGGCUGUCUCGUUAUUAUGAGUACAUGGACCUUCGCAAACGGACAAUGCUGGAAGCUGAAGUCAUCAAGCACUGCCUUUCCCGUUCAAAGGAGCAAUGUUCCUUCAUUGAGUACAAAGAUUUUAAGCUGGUAUACAGACAAUAUGCUGCCCUUUUCAUAGUGGUUGGAAUUAAUGAAACUGAGAAUGAAAUGGCUGUAUAUGAACUAAUUCAUAAUUUUGUGGAAGUUUUGGACAAGUAUUUCAGCAGAGUGAGUGAAUUAGAUAUAAUGUUCAAACUGGACAGAGUACACAUUAUUUUGGAUGAAAUGGUGUUAAAUGGAUGUAUUGUAGAAACCAACAAGACUAGAAUUCUUGCACCUCUUCUUGUCCUUGACAAAAUGGCUGAAAGCUAGAAAGACCAAGCCAGCAAAGGAUAUGUUUGCAACAACAUACUUCAAAUAUGGACCGUUAACUCCUGAAUAUUCCAAAGACUGGUAUUGCUGCUAGCACUGUGAAUGGACUAAACUGAAACUUUUCCAAGCUAAAAUAGGACUGAUAGAAGAAGUCCAAACUCUUUACUCACACUCUGCUUUGUUAACAAAAUGUUUAACAACAAAAUGUUGAGGAAAUAAUUUCACUGUAUCUGAAGUGUGCUUGCACAAUAACACUCAUAACUUGAAUAAAAUUUUGUAGGUCUUAAAGGUG